Grammomys surdaster is the source of this 924-nucleotide messenger RNA. RefSeq names its product taste receptor type 2 member 3-like. Bases 1 to 924 code for a protein of 307 amino acids. The transcript has a single exon. Gene Ontology annotation, biological process: G protein-coupled receptor signaling pathway; detection of chemical stimulus involved in sensory perception of bitter taste; sensory perception of taste. Gene Ontology annotation, molecular function: bitter taste receptor activity; G protein-coupled receptor activity. The record is from RefSeq and is a predicted model, not a curated record. NCBI's taxonomy places the organism in Eukaryota, Metazoa, Chordata, Mammalia, Rodentia, Muridae. Gene Ontology annotation, cellular component: membrane.
AUGACCUUCCCUUUCCCAGCUAUUUAUCACAUGGUCAUCAUGACAGCAGAGUUCCUCAUAGGGGCUACAGUGAAUGGAUUCCUUAUCAUUGUGAAUUGCUAUAACUUGUUCAAGAUCCGAAGGUUCCUGAUUCUGCAGACCCUCUUGAUGUGCACAGGGCUGUCCAGACUCGGGCUGCAGAUAAUGCUGAUGACACAAAGCUUCUUCUCUGUGUUCUUUCCAUACUCGUAUGAGGAAAAUAUUUAUAGUUCACAGAUAAUGUUCAUUUGGAUGUUCUUCAGCUCAAUUGGCCUCUGGUUUGCCACAUGUCUAUCUGUCUUUUACUGUCUCAAGAUCUCAGGCUUCACUCAGCCCUGGUUUCUUUGGCUGAAAUUCAGAAUUUCAAAGCUCAUAUUUUGGCUGCUUCUGGGCAGUUUGCUGGCCUCUUUGAGUACUGCAACUGUGUGUAUCGAGGUAGGUUUCCCUUUAAUUGAGGAUGGGUAUGUCCCGAGAAACACAAUACUAAAUAUAAGUAAUGUCAAGAUAAUGAGAAAGAAUGCCUUGCUCCUUGUUAACCUGACCUUAUUGCUUCCCCUAACUGUGUUUGUGAUGUGCACGUCUAUGUUAUUCAUCUCUCUCUACAAGCACAUGUACCGGAUGCAAAGCGAAUCUCACAAGCUGUCGAAUGCCAGAACUGAAGCCCAUAUAAAUGCAUUAAAAACAGUGACAACAUUCUUCUGUUUCUUUGUUUCUUACUUUGCUGCCUUUAUGGCAAAUAUGACAUUUAGAAUUCCAUACAGAAGUCAUCAGUUCUUUGUGGUGAAGGAAAUCAUGGCUGCAUAUCCUGCCGGCCACUCCGUCAUAAUCAUCAUGAGUAACUCUAAGUUCAAAGACUUAUUCAGGAGAAUGAUCUGUCUAGAGAAGGAAGAGGGAGAAGGAGACUGA